AUGCCUUCACAGUCCGGCUGGCGACAGCUCGAUAUCGCCAUCGUUGGCGGCGGUAUUGGAGGCCUUGCCGCUGCCAUUUCUCUGAGGCGAGCGGGUCACAAGGUUACGAUUUACGAGCGUGCGGACUUUGUUGGCGAAGUGGGCGCUUCUAUCUCUUGUGCUGCCAACGGAACCCGGUGGCUGCAUGAGUGGGAAGUCGAUGUGGAAAAGGGCGACCCAGUCAUUCUUCGAAAACUGAUCAACCGCGAUUGGAAGACCGGCGAGCCUGUCAGUGUUUAUGACUUGGCUGACUACGAGGAGAAAUGGGGCCAUUGUCAAAAUCUGGACGUUGACUCCGGCACGAUAACAUUUCUGGACGGGAGCACAGCACAGCAUGAUGUUGUCGUCGGAGCAGACGGAAUUGGAUCGUCAGUCCGGACUCUGAUUGGAAUUAACCCUGAGAAAAAACCAGCUUCGUCAAGCUGCUUGCACGCCAAUGUCGAUACCGCGACAGCUGUAAAACUGGGCCUCGUCGACUAUUCGCAAAACAGCGCCAUCGAAUACUGGGGAGGCCAUCACAAUGUCAACAAAAUCGUUCUUUCUCCAUGCAACGGGGGUAGCCUUUUAUCAUAUUAUUGCUUCUUCCCUCGCGAGAAGGGUGACUAUGCCUCUCACAAUUGGAACAGUGAGGCGACCGUCGAAGAGUUGCUUGCUCCAUACCCAGAUCUGGACUCUCAAGUACUUGGCCAUCUAAAGAUCGGAAAAGAAAUUAGACCGUGGCGAUUGUGGGUGCACGAGCCAUACCAAUGGUGGCAGAAAGGCGUUGCUUGCAUCAUGGGCGAUGCAGCGCAUCCAAUGAUGCCUGACCAAAGCCAAGGCGCCUGCAUGGCAAUUGAGGAUGCUGCCUGCCUUGGCCUUGUCUUCGGCCAGAAAAAUUUCACUGGCGACAUCCGGGAGGCCCUUGAGAUAUAUGAAGCUGUUCGCAAACCACGAGCAACAAGGGUACAAGCGGCUUCCGCGAGAGCACGAGAAAACAUCCACGAGCGUAUUGGAUUCUCCGAUAACACCAAUAAUCCCUUGUACAAGGUUAAGGACGAAGGGAAUAAGUUAACCAUUGAAGAGAUGAAUAGGUAUGAUAUGCACCAGCACGUUCAAGAGACAUUUGCGCAGCGACGAGAAACAAAUAGUAGUACGUAA
Messenger RNA from Ophidiomyces ophidiicola, 1176 nucleotides. RefSeq lists its product as uncharacterized. The coding region runs from base 1 to 1176 and encodes 391 amino acids. The transcript has 5 exons. The record is from RefSeq and is a predicted model, not a curated record. NCBI's taxonomy places the organism in Eukaryota, Fungi, Ascomycota, Eurotiomycetes, Onygenales, Onygenaceae. Gene Ontology annotation, molecular function: monooxygenase activity; FAD binding.